Hylaeus volcanicus is the source of this 2475-nucleotide messenger RNA. Its product is annotated as thyrotropin-releasing hormone receptor-like. The record is from RefSeq and is a predicted model, not a curated record. Gene Ontology annotation, biological process: G protein-coupled receptor signaling pathway. Bases 1088 to 2290 code for a protein of 400 amino acids. NCBI's taxonomy places the organism in Eukaryota, Metazoa, Arthropoda, Insecta, Hymenoptera, Colletidae. The transcript has 4 exons. Gene Ontology annotation, cellular component: plasma membrane. Gene Ontology annotation, molecular function: G protein-coupled receptor activity.
UGCGCAGAAGCUAAAUGCACUGGACUUUAUCAGGAACGGUUGCCGGUGCACCAUGCAGAAAUAGUCGAGACGCCAUCCCGUUCUAUACUACUUAUACUUUCUCAACUAUUAUCCGGAACUAUUCUCUUUUUCUUUCCAAAUAAACAAUACUUCGAAGGAAAUUUACUUUAUCAGUGAAUACUUUCAGUGAAACUACAUGUGUACAAAGUACGAAUUUAAAUCUAAACAAGUAUCUUGUACCUUUCCAAACCCGUUUCAAACGUUUGUUGUAAAAUUAUAAACAAAUCAAUUGUGCGAAUGACUAUUACCUUCAAGAUCGACAAGUAAACAUAAUAUAUAAAUGAGUUCAAAAACAAAAAGUGUCGAAUAAAAAUGAAGUAAACACAAUCACUUAAACGAUUGCGUUUUUCAAUUAUUAAAAUGUAUUUCCAUGCUGUUAAGUGUACGGUGAAUCGUGUGAAAGGUUUGGCAAAUUGCUAAUUGUAAAUUGAAUGUCCGUUCAGUGUGCGAUGAUCUUUCAAAGUUCUACAGAAUUUUCCAAUUAAAAUCGCGCGAAACUUUGCGCUCGUUUCAAGGAACGUAGUAAAGUAUGGACUUCUUCAUCAACACUUUGAAGACGUUAAGUGGAUUUGGCUGCUCUCCAACACGGUUUUUUUUUAACGUUAAACAAACGGCUCUGCGUGUAGCAUAGAAUUCUUUGGCUCGCGUUAAAAAGUUGGUGAAGGAUUCUAACAAUUAGAAUUCCUACAGGGAAAUAACAGAAAGGUCACCGAAAGUGAUUAAUAAACCGGUAAAAUUCUUCAGUGAAUCAAACGCGUUAUCGCAACUGAGAAAAUGUGUUAACUCUUCUGAGAAUGAUAAAACAUGUUAAACGAGGAAUAAACAUUGUAAUCCUGAUUCUCGAUGAAAUUAUUUUUAAAAGACAAAUGGUGUCCGAUAAAUUGAUAUUGCAUAAUCGCAUUAUUAGAGCACUAACAGUAUCGCGUAACAUUCUUCGUUCUAAGUUUGUUCCAAACAAAAAAUAACUAGUCCGAUAUGCUACACGUGGAAGAUAUAAAUCCACCUAAGAUGUAUUUCUAUUUGCGGGAUGUCAGUUGAUGAACGAAAACAUAAAAUAUUUUCGAACGUCGCGCGUCAUCGUAAACACUCCGGCACCGAACGAGGCAGCGACGGAAUCUCCUUGUUCGAAAUCAUCGCAACGAAAAUGGUCGAGCUGAUAGAAAACAUAUUUCGAGGCGUUCAAUUUUAUUAUACACCGUUACUGGUGUACUUUGGCUCCCUGGGGAAUUGCCUCUCCGUUAUCGUAUUCUUUGGAACGAAACUGUGCCAAUACUCGUCGAGCAUCUACCUGGGCGCACUGGCCAUUAGCGAUACCGGUUUUCUCAUAUCAGUGUUCGUGGUUUGGCUGAACAUGCUGGAAGUUGGCCUGUUCAAUCGACCAGGGUUCUGCCAAUUUUUCAUUUAUCUGACCACCUUAUGCAGUUUCAUGAGCGUUUGGCUGGUCGUGGCGUUUACUAUCGAACGAUUCAUAGCCGUGCAAUAUCCGCUCUAUCGCCAAUCGAUAUGCACUGUGGCUAGGGCGAAAACGAUGGUAGCUAUAUUGACAGGAUUGGCAAUGAUCUUAUGUAGUCCUGUCUUGUGGUUUUCUACGCCAAGUUCCCAAAAUAAGGAAGACGGCAACGUGACCGAAUGCGGUCACUUAGCCGAAGGGCUGGAAUCCUGGGCGACCGUUUACAAUAUCAUCGACACGGUAUUGACGUUCGCGAUCCCGUUUGCUGUGAUCGUCGUCCUGAACGUGCUGAUCGCACGGGCUAUCUAUAGGCAUAUUAAAAUUAGAAAAUCGCUGACCAUCGAGCCGCAGAUAGAAUCAAACAAUCUGGCGCAGACCAAAAUUACUAAGAUGCUUCUCGUCGUUUCCAGUGUCUUCCUCUGCUUCAACUUGCCCGCGUAUGUCUUUAGGAUCCACGCAUUUCUACAUUUUCAGGGGAAUAACGCAGCACCCCGUUCGGUGGAACUGGCGCAGCAAGUUUGCAAUUUGUUAUUCAACACCAACUUUGGGAUCAAUUUCAUCUUGUACUGUGCCACGGGACAGAAUUUCCGAAGAGCGAUACGAUGUAUGUUCUUGAAGCGGUUUAGUAAGAGGAACGUGACUAUAACGCAGGUGUCUAGUCAUGGAUCGCAAAAAGUAUCGAAGUGUGUGCCGCAAAAUAGCACGACAGUGCGUCGACACGCGAUCGUAUUUACGGAGCCAUGGGAAGAAUUUCACGAGCUAAACGUUGUCUCGCAGUAAAAGAUGUUACGCGUAUUUGAAACAUCAACACGAUGCUGAAAUCCUUUUCUUCAAGAUAUUAUUUUGGAAGAGGACCCACGUUCCCAAAAAAUCUUUGAUCGAGCAGCUGAAGAAGUUGAAGCGCUGCGUCGUGAACUGGAGCACGAGGACAACCCGUACUCAUCAGAGUAACAUUGAUGAUACUC